AAAAACUAUCAUUUUGUUUUUCUUAAUAACAAUUGUUAUUACCUGAAAUUUGCUGUCGAAAAAUCUCCCCCAUUGACUUUGUACACAAACUUCGGUGAAUUUGGAACUAUUCAAAAGCUCCAUGAGCAAAUGACGGCUACUUCCGGUGUCGCAACCUUGUUUAUAUAGGGCCUUGACGCUUGUGUGUUGCUGCCCUCUACGUUCGUUGGUUGAACUGUAUACUGAAUCUCCCAAGUUGCUUCAUUUGCAUGAUCUAUAGGGUGAGUGAGCGGGUGAUUUGGUGUAUUUCAGAGGAGCGAGAGAGUGUACCACGUUGCACAAUAUACUUUUGUGAGCGAACCUGCCCAAAAGAGAUAUAUAAGUGAGAAGAAGCGUGGACUGGGUUCUGGAGACUGCGAGACGGCAGAACGCUACCCCCGACAGGGCCCGGUUACGCCACACUAUCAUUGAGGCUCAAAAUAAAAAGUUUUGCACAAUUUGCAAAAGAAAACAGAGGAAGAAAAUUCAGUUUUGAGGCACAUUUUCAGGCCAGAAAUGUACUUAUUUAACAAAAUAUUGCAUACAAAAUAAAUGACCAAUAUGAAAGAGUAACAUUUACUCUAUCUGAUGCUGCAAUAAUAUUUCAUUUAACUUGAGGUUAAAACAGGUAAAUUCUUAGAGAAAGAAAGUCUCACGAAUCACGAGAUUUUGCAAGAAGGAUGAUUCAGCCACGAGAUGAUUUGGAUGAAUCUGGCCUUUUUGCUCAUUAGCAUAGGGACCUGCGGUCUGACUGUUAGCUGAAAUUUAAGAACCGCUGUUGCCGAAAAAAUUAAGAAAUCUGUGGUUUUGUUCUGAGUUUGUUAACGUUCUUGCAAAUUUGGGAUCGUAUCUUCAAAAUUACCAAUCAAAACAGAGUUAUACCGCAUUGAAUUUGCACAGAAAUCAAGUUGACGGCAUGCUAGCUAGCGGUAGCUGGCAGGCAGGCCUCCAUUCAACAUGGGAACAAAUGGCCGCUGCAACUAACGGGUUGCAUAUUGGUUGUGGUGCUGUGCAAUUUAGCGACGCUUGCACACAUUGACUUUUGAACACACAACGUGCUAUGUCGAACGGGGGCGGGGCUGUUGAAUGGUGGGUGCAAAACAUUGCGAUUCAAUUCAAGAUAUUAUGAAGUACUAGUAUUGAGAUAGGAGAAAAUAAACAUUGCAAAAUUUGCAAUUAAUACUAUUACUAGACGAACAUAUUCAACAUUGAUGCAAAAUUCAUUUUGUGAAACAAUAUUUUAGACCCCAAAAAAAUAUUGCGGAAAAGCUUAACAUGUCGAAUUCUGGGCAGGUAGGGUAACUAGUACUAUAUCAUAUUUAUAAAAAUACCACAGAGUCUUAGAUUCCCACCUCAAAUUUUCUUACUGUAGUUUUUAAAUUGCCUAUGCUUAUUUGUUAUUUAUUGUCUUGUAUUCAUUUUCACAGAGUACCGGUAUGUUUUAUUCUAAGGGAGGAAGAGGUGGAGAUAGCAGCAGCAGCACACAAAGAUCCUUCCAUACUGCAAACAGUAGUUUAGAAUCUGAAGAUGAGAUCAGAACCAUCAUUGCCUCUUCGUCAGACACAUCAGAGAUACCAUCACUAGUACUAGGUCAAAGGUCAUACUCAUCUGGAUGGGUGCAGUCAUCAAGUACAGGCAAAGAAGAUUAUGAAAGUCAUUAUUCAACAGCAAAGUCUUCAUUUGAUUCCAGAUAUAGAUCAGAUACAUUCUACACCGCUACAACUCAUAGUGAAAGAAAUGAUAGCUCCUCAUUGUACAGCAGUGAAUUUGAAUCGGAUGGAUCAUUGACCACAGAUAACAUUGUGAACCAUGAAUUUAAGAAUGAGGAGGAAGCUGAGAGAUGUUUCUUGAAAGCAAAGCUUAAACUACUGAAAAGAGAGAAAGAACAGGUCAACGUUGAACAAAAAAGGGCUGAAGAAUUACCACCAGAGCGAAACACGUUUGUCAAAAUGCAAAUUUUGAAUCUACUACACAAACAAAAGAAAGCUUCAGUUGAGCCUUCAAGAAACUCGGACAAGAUGAAAAAGAAGAAAAGAUCAACGCAAAAGAGACUUGUUUCUCCUCCAUUGAUGCUAAAUGGAAAGGUUGAGGAACUGAGGAUACAAAAUUUAUUACAUAAAAUGAAAAGGGCAUCUGAAGCCCCAGUCCAUGAUGUUGAUCAAUGUGAGAACUGCAGGAAGGCAAAGGAGUUGGUUGUUGAGAGAGAAUUUGUAAAGACAAAACACAGGCAUGUGUACAACGAACUAACAGAAGAGAGAUAUAGGCAACAUAUCAUUAACCAUGAUCCGCUCAGUGAGAUUGGUAAUUUAGCAUCUACAUUGCCGAAACUCAGCAGUGAUCCAAAGAAGGUUUGGGACCAGCUCAUCAACAACGGUAUUACAUAAAACCAUCUUCCAACAGUCGUAUACAUGUAUUUCCCAGCAAAUAAUUAUGUGAAGAAAUGCAUAAUGAUUAGAACUGUUAACUGUAUGAGGAAAAUGUCUUCAAUAGAUAAUAAUGGGUCGAUGAUAUAUCACCUAUUAUACAAUGCCUACUUAGCUUAUUGUACGCAAGCUAAUGGGAGGCUGAAUGUCAAACAUUCGUAUCGUUGCACACACAGCGUACUAUCCAAAAUGUACCGUUGCACGGCUGUAGGAGGUGACGUCACAAUACGAUUUGAUUCAUUGCGCUCAGUGAAAAUGAAAGUGCAAUACGCGUAUAGCCUGCUGGCUAAAUGCGCAACGCUGCCCAAGAUCAUGUGCGCUUGGGGGAUUUUGCUUUUCGCUUUCAAUAUUUGUGCUCGCUUUUUAUAGAUUACUGCAGAAGAAAAAGCCAGAAAUAACAACAGCUGUGAAUGUUUUAGUGUCAAUAAUGGAGCCAUUGCUGCAGAAUGCUCCGAAAACACAUUUCCCAACUUUUCUGCAAAAUUCAGUCCUGCAAUGAAUGCACUCAUUUCUGAUUUAGAGCUGAGGAUGAUAGAAUAGGACAAGAAAUGAUAUUGAACUGUGAAAGUAAUACAGAGGUCAUUAGUGCCCAGAUCAAGGACUAAUAUGUCUGGAUUACUAGCUUGAAGUUCCCUUAUGUAUUUCAGGUUCUGUAACAUCCUUUUGAAGUUGGGCCCCUCUUCCCAAAAGCUCUCCAAUACUACCUCCUCCCAACGUACUUCCAGGUUCAUGCUCCUUACCCCACUCCCUACUAACCGCUUCACAAAACUAUGCCCAAAUGAAAAAGCUGUCAUGUUUAUAAUUGAAGGUGGAGCCCAGCCCAGAGAUCCAAAGUUUUUUUUCAUUCCAUUUUUUUAUUAAAUAGGAUAAAUCCGAUUUCAACACAGACCUACGCAAAUUGUAUGGAUUAGAAUGAAUACCUUUACUUUGUCUUUGGGAUCUCCAUGAUACAACACCUCCACUUGUUCUGCCUCUGGUAUGACUGGUUCUCUCCCCUACUGUUUCUGUAGUUACCCUUUCUGGUACUAGAACAUAUUCAUCUCAAAAUCUUGUCUAGAAUCCUUGUAGCUAACAAGGGUUUUCCUUCUCAUCAAAAUUCAACACAAAAUCUUCUCUAUUGUGUUCAACCAGCACAUCUAAUUCAGAGGGUAUGACCUUUGACCUUGAUCAUGUGAUCUGGAAACUCAUGCAGGAUGAUCAGUGAUACUUGGUUACCCUUAUCUGUAAGUUUCAUGAACUAGGUCCAUAUACUUCCUAAGUCAUGAUGAACAUUUAAAAAACUUAACCCUGGUUAAAUAUUUCAAUGCUGAUGCCCCAAACAUGGCCAAAGUUCAUUGACCCCAAAUGACCUUUGACCUUGAUCAUGUGACCUGAAACUCAUGCAGGAUGAUCAGUGAUAUUUGUUUACCCUUAUGUCCAAGUUUCAUGAACUAGGUCCAUAUACUUCCUAAGUUAUGACAUUUAAAAAACUUAACCUUGGUUAAGAUUUCAUUGUUGACGCCGCCGUCGGAAAAGCGGCGCCUAUAGUCUCGCUCUGCUAUGCAGGCGAGACAAAAAUGAAAAUUGAUGACGUCACACUUCGGUACUCUAUGACAUGUUCCUCUGGUAUGAUUUUUUAAAAUCCUAACUCAAACGUAAACAACAUUAUUGCAUGUACAACAAAAUUGUUGACACUGGGAAAGCAAUACAUGUCUCGUUGAGCCAACGAAUUGGAUGCUCAAGGAAUAUUCUAUGUACAUAUCACAUCUUCGUUGGUGAGGUGAUUUCGAUAAGUUACAGGAAAUCACUUGUUUUGUUCAUGUUGGGCCACACGCAUGUCCUCAUGUAUGAGGACAUGCCUUCAGAAAACUGAAAUACACUUCUACACGGACCCAAACCCAUGUGCAUUCCUCAUAGAGUUCACAAGCAUUUGUGUGAAUUUUGUUUCCUCGGUGUGCUUCCUUGGAAGUGUCAGUUCCAGUGAACAUGUUGACACUCGUGGCAGUCUUGCCUCUGAAAAUUGGAGUAUGGGCUUAUUUUCGAAUCCUCCCAGUGGGAUUUCCUCGCUGCCACUGAAGAACAUAAGGAACUCUUUCAACGUCAUCCCACUAACAUCCUUGCCUACAUUUUAAGAAGGAAAAAUAUGUACAGAAAAGCAUAAACUUAUUUACAUUUGCAAUAAUAACAAAAAUUUGAUCUUCAAAUUUAUUAUAAAGCAAUGAAUACAAACCCAAUAUCCUGCAUUCAUAGACACAGAAGUCACAACUAACAUUAACACUUAACUAAACAUGAAUGACUGCUCGGUCAAAUUGCAUAUUUUAGUUCUCAUUCCAUGCAGAUGGGAACAUGUUUGUUCUACUAAUUGUUAAACUAUUGAUUGAAUCAAAUUAUUGACUAUUAUAACACUCGGGGAAUAGUUUUCCUGGUAUCGCAUAGCAAUUUGAUUUUCUUUUUUAGACUAGCUAUUGCAUUUUUCUUCUAUUAGAAGAAGUGCACAGAAUAUCAUUUGUAAAACUGAACAUUAAUUUGUCAGGGUGACAAAUUUGGUGAUAUGCAGGAUAUUGUUAUUUAUUCAUUUUAUAGAGGAAUAUACAACAAUCAAAUCCAUAUGCAUGCGCACAAAAUUGGGGUUCAAAAGGACUUAGGGUUCCUUAGUUUCGAAAGAAAUUGAGAUAUGAACUUUGACCUUCAUUCGCAGUCAACUUCACCUUGCAUUAUUUUGACAAAUAGUUCCAGAGAUAAUUACCAUAUUAUUAAUUUAAUUUAUCAAUCAUAAGAUAUUCAUAACAUAAUUCAUAAAUAAUCCUUUUACAUAAUUUCAAGCUAGUGUUAUACAUACAAAGCAUAUAGUCAAAUAUUAAGUUUUUGAAGCAAAUUUAAAAUACAAAAUUAUUUUAUGUAACAAGUGGAGAAAAAGAGUAAAAAGUUCUUUAAAAAACCUGGGACUCAAACACACAACCAUUGAAUCAAAGGUGGUUUAAUAAUCAAUUGAGCUAAAAAUUGCCCAUACAGAUAACACGUAAAGUAUGCAAGAGCUUUGGAGGGCAAUGCAUUUCUUCAACCCACCCAUAUAUUAAUCUUCCGUUAAGUAAUCAAAUAUAUUUUGCUGCUCGCAACAUUUUCCCUUUUAAUUUUUUUUUUCACACAUUGCCUUUUGAAUAUUGUAAAAGAUUUAUUUUUCAGUAUUUCACUGUCCCACAUCUAUAACCUAAACUAAGUAUGACAAUCUAAUACAAGUAAUUAUCCUUCCAAUCCUUGAAUUUCACUAUUAAAAACCAAUUGUUUCCUAUAUUAAAAAAAGACAACUUCAAAACUUCCAAAAACACUUGGCACAACUGUGUUUAAACUUAUGCAACACUUUUCAAACCUUGAACGUUAAAAACCAAUUAUAACAUCUAACAACUUGGCUACUAUAUACAUCGGAAGUAGAAUAUUUAUGCUCCUUGCCUCCCUUGGGUUCUUAAUUCAAAACAUGUAUAAAAAAAAUACCUAGUAUAUAAGAAUAUAAAAAUCCAUAUCCCAGAAGGGUCCACCUUCCCAUAGCAGUGGACUGCCCACAGGCCCUCCCCGGUCAAAGGCACCAUCUUACCAGGGCUGUGCAGUGCAUUGCAUUCCCUUUUGGUUGGAGGACUGGCUCACCAGUGUCCAACCUAAGUCCCCUAGGUGCAGGAAGGGGUGUCAGCGCUGCAAUUACACAGAAAGGGCCAUUUUAAAACACUCCCUUCAGUAAGUGAACACUUAGACAAUAAAUAGGUGGCCUAUAUACAAAAAGAAACAAAGACAAAAGAAGGAAACAAGAGACACAGAGAGGAAGCGCCUCAGUUGGUCUCCUCCGGCCAUUAGACAUAUAGUAUCCUCUUUCUUUGAUUUUAAUUCAGUAGCUCCUUCCCACUUCACCAAACUCCAAACUGUCCUGACGUCCAUAUUGGUAGCUCUCAUUUUGAAUAGCCAAGAAGAAAACCAGGCCAGGAUCAAUUAAGAAUCCAAGAGGCCGGUUGACCCCUCCCUCACCAUUUGCCCUUUUUUUCUUCUCUUUUUUUUUUGGGGUGGGGUGGUAAGUGUCUAUAUGCCUUGAUAUUUGACAUUAUUUUUUUUGGUGACCCAAUAGUUACUUCUGUCAAAAACAAGAUUAUUAGAAUUAGCAGCCGAAAGAUAAGAUGGGACGUUGAAAUUAUUUACAUUAUCUAAAAACUUUGAUUUCUAUACCAUCUUACCAAGUCUGUGCAGUGCAUUGCAUUCCCUUUUGGUUGGAGGACUGGCUCACCAGUGUCCAACUUAGGUCCCCCAGGUGCAGGAAGGGGGCGUCAGCGCUGCCAUUACGCGGAAAGGGCCAUUUCAAAACACUACCCUCCAGAACGUGAACACUUAGACAAUAAAUAGGUGGCCUAUAUAC
Lytechinus pictus (painted urchin) is the source of this 6813-nucleotide messenger RNA. RefSeq lists its product as uncharacterized. The coding region runs from base 1455 to 2402 and encodes 315 amino acids. The transcript is spliced from 7 exons. NCBI's taxonomy places the organism in Eukaryota, Metazoa, Echinodermata, Echinoidea, Temnopleuroida, Toxopneustidae. The record is from RefSeq and is a predicted model, not a curated record.